Messenger RNA from Anoplopoma fimbria (sablefish), 6607 nucleotides. RefSeq names its product zinc finger, NFX1-type containing 1 (gene znfx1). Gene Ontology annotation, cellular component: nuclear RNA-directed RNA polymerase complex; nucleus. Lineage: Eukaryota; Metazoa; Chordata; Actinopteri; Perciformes; Anoplopomatidae. Gene Ontology annotation, molecular function: zinc ion binding; helicase activity. The record is from RefSeq and is a predicted model, not a curated record. Gene Ontology annotation, biological process: regulatory ncRNA-mediated heterochromatin formation.
AGCAGGGCAGGUUGAGCAGCAGACGCAGCUGAGACCUUCGACUGAAGCCGAGGCUCGGUUAUGUGACGCUCGCAAAUAGCCUUGAUUCCCUUGUACAACUUAAUGUAUGUGGACGGAUUAAUGUCGAGUGGAUAGUCGAGAAAUCUUCAGUGUUGCCAACCUCAACUUCAGCAACAACCGAAUGCGAGAUCAUGGAAAGUCCAUCUUUCACAUCUGGUGCUGACACUGGCCAAAAUCCAAAUGCUAGUGGAAGAAAAAGAAUUCGUAAACCAAGAAACCCUGCUGGAAGUAGCAACGCUGAAAGGCAGGAGACAGAUGACAGAGAUGUAGGGAUGGGUGGGAGAGGAAGAGGAGGAGGAGGAGGGGUGCGAGGGAGAGGCAGAGGAAGAGGAGGAAUGGGAAUAGGAGCAGCAGGUAGAGGAAGAGGAGGAGCAGGAGAUGCAGGCAGAGGAAGGGGAGGAGAUGGAGCAGCGGGAUGGGGAUGGGGAGGACAGGGAGCAGCAGGCAGGGGAUGGGGAGGACAGGGAGCAGCAGGCAGGGGAUGGGGAUGGGGAGGAGGAGGAGGAGUGGGUGCAGCAGGCAGAGGAAGAGGAGCAGGAGACGCAGGCAGAGGACCAGUUAGGGGGGUGGCAGCAAUGGGUGGAAGGAGAGACGGACAUAGUUUGGAUGGAAGAGGAGCAGGUUGGCGUGAGAAAAGAGGUGGUGCUGCAGACGGACAAGAGAAGAAUGGAGGCAGAUCAAAUUCUACAAGCAGACUCGGGGCACCACAUGGUCGUGGUCUGGGCUAUCAAACACUGAAAGAACUCUCUGGAAAGGAUCCAUCUCUAGUGGCCAUCACCCUGUCCGCUCACCCCGCCCUGAAAGAGCUCCUGAGUGAGACAGAAAUGAGGCAGGACCUUAUCGAACUCCUCUGCCUGGUUAUGAGCAUAGCGUUGAAAUCUCGCGCAGACAGGUGCACCGUGCAGCACCUGGCUCGCAUCAUAAAAGAUUCAGGGUUCUUCCGCACCGUCCUGCCCCACUACCUGGGGGGCAUGGGGUCAGAGUUCAACCCCGACCGCAGGGCAGAGUACCCUCGGCACCUGGAUAGCAUCCUGACUAUUCUGUCAGAGGUCCUCAGCAUCUUCCCUGCCAGCUCGGCCCAGGCUGUGAGUAUGCUAGUGACACUGCUUAACGCCUCCAUCACCAUCCUGAGGGCAUCAGGAGUGGACAUCCUGCCUCAAACGGAUGAGAGCGUGGAGAAUAUUCAAGGCCUGAUCAGGCACCUCCAAGAGAGAUCCAGGGAGGGAACCCUGCGCUCGGACAAGGACACUUAUGCCCUUCUACCCACCGGAGGUGAAGAAAUGCAGGAAGAUUUCAGGAACAUACCCAUCUACCCCACGCCUGAGGAGUUCCAGCAGGAGCAGAGGCCCUUCCUUAGACCCAACCUCACCUCUCAGCGCUACACGAGCACCCACCUCUACCUUGACACGCACUUCCGGCUGAUGAGAGAGGACUUUGUGCGGCCACUCCGCGAGGGGAUCCAGCAACUGCUUCGGAGCCAGAACGAAGUGGGAGGGAAUGAUAACCUUCUGAAGACGAGGCAAUUUGACGACAUCAGAAUAUAUUUUGACACCAAACUGUUGGUGCCCAAGUGCACGUCCACUGGCAUUGCCUACCUAGUCCAGUUUGACAUUGAGCCUCUCAAGUUUGUGCUCUGGGAGAACUCCAAGAGGCUGAUCUUUGGUUCCCUGGUCUGCUUGUCGUGUGAUAAUUUCGAGAGCUUCUUGUUUGCCACAGUGUCAGAUCGGGAUCCCAAAUGUCUAGCGAAGGGACAGGUCCUGAUCGCCUUUACUGAAGAGAGCAGAAACACGUUGGCCACAAUGGAGAAAAACCAAUCUUUCCUGAUGAUCGAGACCACUGCCUACUUUGAGGCUUAUCGGUAUGUUCUGGAGGGCCUACAGGAGCAGGAGGAGGACGACCUGCCCUUUCAGAGGUACAUCGUGGAGUGCAAGAAAGAUGUGCAUUCCCCAGCUUAUCUGCAAAGAACAGAUGAUUAUGACCUGUUGUCCGUUGCUCACCCGGACCAUAAGAAACGUGUGAAGCCCUUUCACAGCCUGGACGCAAAGGCCUGGCCGAAAAAGGAGGAGCUGGGUCUGGACGAGUCUCAGAUGAGAGCUUUCCAGCUGGCCCUCACAAAGGAGCUGACCAUCAUACAGGGACCUCCUGGCACUGGAAAAACCUACGUUGGCCUUAAGAUUGCUCAGGCUCUGUUGACCAAUCAGAAACUUUGGAGAGAGGGAGUUGGUAAAGCUCCAAUGCUGGUAGUGUGUUACACUAACCAUGCCCUGGAUCAGUUCCUUGAGGGUAUUCAUACGUUUCUGCCAGAUGGAAUAGUGAGAGUAGGAGGCCGCAGCAACAGUGAGAUCCUGAAGCGUUUCAAUCUUAGGGAGCUGUCCCGCUCCUCUGACUUCAGACGUUCGCUGCCAUCUCACCUGUCUGGUGCACAUAAUCAGGUCUACAGGGAGAUGUGUGAGGAGGAGAGGGGGAUCCAGAGUCAGAGCUUGAAGCUGGAGUGUUCUCUGAAAGGCGUCCUGCGGGAAACCUUCCUACAGAAUGUCAUCCCAAACAGACACUGGAACAGUCUGCAACAGCGACCAGCUAUAAGGGAUGAUUUUCAGACCUGGGGUGAGAAGAAGAAGCCCAGUCUGAUAAUGGAGUGGUUGGGCUUGAGUUCCACCGUCUUCCUGCAGAGGGAGACAGAGAAUGCAAAUGGAUAUGACGCAGCAGAGGAAGAUGUGGACAUGGAUGGCGGGGACGGCCUCAUUCAAAUCGCACAGGAAGCAGAUCUGAUCAUGGCAGAGCGGUUCAUUGAAGACAGCAUUGGUCCCAGAGGUGGCAGAGAUGGCAGAAAGAACGAAGAAAUGGAGGAGGCUGUCAGAGCAGUGGAGGAAAUGAUGCUGGCUCUGAACUUGGAUCAUGACGAAAUCCAGGCUCAGCAGGGCGGUGGAGGAUGGCAGUUUCAACGUCCCGAGAAGAAAAGGUUAAAGAACCAAAUUAAGAAAGAGCUGCGGAAGACCACGACCAUGACUGAAACAGAGGCAGAUGCCGUCUUGGAUAUUUGGACCCUUGACCAGCGAGACAGAUGGAGACUCUAUCGGUUGUGGGUGGCACGGUACAGAGCACACCUUUGCACCAUAAUCCAAGAGUCAGAAGGGGCCUAUCAGAACGCGGUGGACAGAUUGGCUGAUGUAAAACGUCAUGAGGACCUCUGUCUUCUCAAGAAAGCCACGGUUAUUGGCAUGACAACAACAGGGGCAGCCAAGUUCCGUAGACUUCUGCAGGAAGUGCGUCCAUGUCUGGUGAUUGUGGAAGAAGCUGCAGAGGUUCUCGAGGCUCACACCAUCACGACACUGAGCAAAGCCUGCCAACACCUCAUCCUCAUCGGAGACCACCAGCAGCUGCGCCCCAGUGCCACAGUAUAUGAACUUGCUAAGAACUUCAACCUGGAGAUGUCCAUGUUUGAGCGGCUGGUGAGAAUGGAGCUCCCCUUUGUCAGACUCGACUACCAGCAUCGUAUGAGGCCAGAAAUUGCCCGUCUUCUGACCCCACACAUCUACUCAGAGCUGGAAAACCAUCCGUCGGUGUUCGAAUACGACAACAUCAAGGGCCUUGAUACCAAUUUAUUCUUCGUGGAGCACAACAACCUAGAAGAAGAGAUCAAAGAUGGGAAAAGCCAUCGGAACCAACAUGAGGCGUCGUUUGUAGUCUCUCUUUGCCACUAUCUUAUCUUACAGGGCUACAAACCAGAGCAAAUUACCAUCCUCACAACCUACACCGGGCAGCUCCAUUGCCUGCGCAACCUUAUGCCUGCCAGCAAGUUCACAGGGGUCAGAGUGCACGUAGUGGACAAAUACCAGGGGGAAGAGAAUGACAUCGUUUUGUUGUCUCUGGUCCGCAGCAACCGGCAGGGAAAAGUUGGCUUUUUGAACAUUCCCAAUCGCGUCUGUGUAGCCUUGUCUCGUGCCAAGAAAGGUCUCUACUGUAUUGGCAAUAGUGCAAUGCUGGGCCAAGUCAAACUGUGGGGCAACAUCCUCCAAACCUUGAGGGAGAAGGACCAGAUUGGAAAUGCUCUGACACUGUGCUGCCAGAAUCAUCCAGAGCGACAGGUGAAAGUGGCUAAUACUGAAGAUUUCAAACAAGCGCCCGAGGGAGGCUGCACAAAGCCCUGCGAGUUCCGUUUGGAUUGUGGCCACGUUUGCACACGCGUCUGCCACCCCUACGACCCCGAGCACAAGGAGUACAAGUGUCCCAAGAAGUGCCAGAAGAUUUUAUGUGAUCUGGAACACAGGUGCCCACGUCUGUGCCAUCAAGAGUGCCCAGAGAAAUGUUCAGUGAUGCUGGAGAAGAUCAUACCCAGAUGUCAACACGCACAGAUGGUUCCUUGCCACCAGGAUCCGGAGACCUUUACAUGCCAGGAGCCUUGCCAGGAGCUGCUUCGCUGCGGACAUCCAUGUGCAUCAUUUUGUGGAGAACCAUGCACCAGUCGGUGCAAAGUGGAGGUCACCCUAGAACUAAAGUGUGGCCACAGCCAGCAAAAUGCGUGCUUUUACAAAACGCACACAGAGGAACCUGAAUGUAUGACCCCUUGUAAGCAACAGCUAAAAUGUGGCCAUGCCUGUAAGGGUAGCUGUGGUCGGUGCGCUCAGGGACGGUACCAUGCCCCAUGUACUCACGGCUGUAAGAGUCUCCUGAUUUGCUCUCACAAGUGCCGGGAGCCCUGCACUCGUGACUCCCCCUGUCAGAAGCCGUGUGAGAAUUGCUGCGUGCACAGCAAGUGUAUGAGUCCGUGCGGACAGCCCUGUGCCCCGUGCAUUGAGCCCUGCGCUUGGCAAUGCCCUCACCAAAGCUGCAGUAAGCUCUGCCAUGAGCCAUGCGAUCGUCCGCCAUGCAACCAACCCUGUGCCAAGACCCUGGAUUGCGACCACCCAUGCAUAGGUCUGUGUGGAGACAAGUGUCCAAACAAAUGUCGCAUUUGUAAUAAAGAUGAUGUCACAGAGAUUCUAUUUGGCACUGAGGAUGAGCCUGAUGCUUGCUUUAUUCAGCUAGAGGACUGUGGACACAUCAUGGAAUACACAGGCAUGGACCACUUCAUGGGGAUGGAUGCCGACCAGCAGGCAAAUGAAGGAGAGGAGGUGGCCAUUAAACUGAAGGAAUGUCCCAGGUGCACAACUCCAAUCCGCAAGAAUCUGCGCUAUGGAACUCACAUCAACCGUUGUCUUGCUGAGAUUGAGAUGGUAAAGGAAAAGUUAAAUGGAUGUCAGGCAGAUAUUGGGAAGCACAGGCAGAGCCUUAAAGAACGGUGGGAAGAAAACUUUCUCCUCCAUGGAAUGCAUGCCCAGGAGGAAUACAUGCAAAUCAUUGACCGAGUGGGAAAGGAGCGUCUCACAGCAAAGGACCUGUGGAUUCUGGAAAACAAGAUGGAUUUCCUAAUAAGAGUUGCAAAGCUGAAGAAGAUCCAAAGGCAAAAAUUGUCAGCAGUUCAAAGCUUCGCAUUAGGAGUGCGUGUCGCGGAGUUCGAGCGCUGGGUCAAUCACUGGCUUCAAAAAUUCACAGACCAGCAGGUCUUUGAUUUGCAGAGUGAGCUACAGAGAAUCACCCUCCUUACUGAGCUCCACGCCCGUUGCCAUGUGGCAGACAUGAGGGAACAAAGUGACAAAAUACAAUCCGAGGUACAAAAAAUAACCACGGUUUUGGAAAAGUGUGGCCCGUUCACUGAGCAAGAUCAACACCGAGUGAAGGAAGCCAUGACGGAACUCGACAAGAAGCUUCCACCCUCAGGCUUGGGGAUCAAUGAGGAGGAGAGAAAGAUGAUCGUCUCUGCUAUGAAUAUGCAGCGUGGACACUGGUACAAAUGUCCCAAUGGCCACGUCUACGUUAUAACAGAGUGUGGAGGGGCUAUGGAGAGUCGAUGCUGCCCUGAUUGUAAAGCUACUAUUGGCGGGGCCAAUCACUCGCUGGCAAGUGGCAACCAAGUGGCCUCGGAGAUGGAUGGGGCACAGCAUGCUGCUUGGUCUGAGGCCAACAACCUUCUAAACUUUGAUGAACUUAAUGAUCUUGACUUCUUGUAGCCAUCUUAGAGAAGUCCAUUAUUGCCUUCACAGUCCUGGUCCGUUGGUUGCAAUACCUAAAGAGGCAAUGGGUUAAGAUUUUACUGUUAUGAUCACUUUAAUUCCUGCUUUACUAGGACGGAUCUCUUUAAUAGUGACUUGGAUAAUGCAGAUGCCUAUUUCACUUUGAGUUGUAUGAAUGCUUUCAAGAGGGGAUGAACGGCAUCAGACGCAAUUAGUCAGGCUUUUUAGUUCACCUGCGUUUUAUGUAUACAUCAUUUUUAUUGACCUUUUCAAUUCAUGGAAGUUUUAAUAUUUCCUGCUUCAGACGUAGUGGGUAGUAGUUUUGUUUUAAAAAUUGCUUUUCUGCAUUUGUUCAAGAUUCCUUGUUUAUGUAACGGUUGUCCUGUUGUUCAACAAUAGGUGGCAGUAAAACACUGUUAAAGAACAUACAGAGAAAUUACAUGAUAGUUAUCAAUUUUUGCAGCUUGCUCAAACAGAAUAAAAACGGUUUGAAUCUA